CAUUUUUAAAUAAGUUAUCUGGAGUAACUGAAGAGCAUAGUUCAAUAACUUCUCGACGUUGUUUUUCCUGUGUGAAUUUUUAGUUGAAAAUUGGAAAUGACUCUGACUGUUGCAUGCAGAGCUGGCGAUGCUGAUAAGCACGACAGAGAUGUUACCGCUUUGGCAUUUUAUAAAGGAAAAUUAUACAGUGGGGGCGACAAUGGAAAAAUCAAGGUUUGGACUGCUGAUUUGUUGAAACUGGGCGAAGUUCAAGCCCAUAGUGCACCCGUCUACAGUAUUUCAGCUUCUGAUGAUGGGCUUUACAGUUCCUCGAGUGAUGGUUCUGUUAAGCUCUUUGACCUGAAUACUUUAGCCGAAAAGCAGGUGCUGAGGCAAGGAGAAAAUGCUGAGUACUGGAGAGUUCAGUGUGUUAAUGGAAAUUUGUAUGUUGGAGAUAAUGAAGGCAAUGUUUUGGUUUUCAAGAACAAAUUGUUUUACGGAUUGGUAAACGUCGCCGAACCUGUUAAGGAUUUGCAAGUGGUAGAACCGUAUGUCUUAACGGUUCAGGAUACAGACUUAGUUAUUACAGAAUUUAAAUUAGAAGGUGAAAAUAUCCAAUGGGCUACUGACACCACCAUUGCAGGCAGGGCGCCAGUAACUUUAAUUGGCACCAAAUUAUUUGCUUUUAUUGACCGAGAUGGGAAAGAAAUUAUCCUACAUAGUGCAGAUAAAUCAACAGGAUUUAAACAAAUUACAAAAAUUGUGCAUGGUUCAGAAGAUAACAGAGUAAUCAAUGCUCUAGCUGGUGUGGAAUGGGGAAAUGACCAACUUUUGUUUAGUGGUGGCUGGGAUAAGGUCCUGAGAAAAUGGAAAGUUACCAAUGUGGGCCUUUCUGACGAAGGUAGCGUAAAUGUAGAUAUAGUCAUCAAUGCCGUUGCUACUGGCGAAACUUCUUCGAUUUACGCUGGAGGCUCUGAUGGUCAUAUAGUUAGAGUGGAUUCCAGCUAAGGCUUUCCAUGGAUUUUCAUAACAUCUAUUAACACUGCUGUUUAUAUAAUUUUCAUUGUGUUCCUUAUCUACUACUUAUAUGAGAACAAAAUCAUAUGCUGUAAAUAAAACUAGUUAAGCGUGUAAUUUUUUUAUCGACCUUUUCACAAAAAUAUCCAGUUAUAUCAAAGUUAGGUACUCACUGUAAUCGCUCAAAGAAUGUAAAUAUAACAUGUAUUUGCUCUAAUGAUUAUUAAAUAAAGAAAAACGUUUUUGGAUUUAU
Dendroctonus ponderosae (mountain pine beetle) is the source of this 1249-nucleotide messenger RNA. RefSeq lists its product as uncharacterized. NCBI's taxonomy places the organism in Eukaryota, Metazoa, Arthropoda, Insecta, Coleoptera, Curculionidae. Gene Ontology annotation, biological process: ribosomal large subunit assembly. The record is from RefSeq and is a predicted model, not a curated record. The transcript is spliced from 6 exons. Gene Ontology annotation, cellular component: nucleolus. Gene Ontology annotation, molecular function: protein binding. The coding region runs from base 97 to 987 and encodes 296 amino acids.